Mytilus trossulus (common blue mussel) is the source of this 666-nucleotide messenger RNA. Its product is annotated as isatin hydrolase-like. The transcript has a single exon. The record is from RefSeq and is a predicted model, not a curated record. NCBI's taxonomy places the organism in Eukaryota, Metazoa, Mollusca, Bivalvia, Mytilida, Mytilidae. Bases 1 to 666 code for a protein of 221 amino acids. Gene Ontology annotation, molecular function: arylformamidase activity.
AUGGCAGAACACACCCUGACACACGUUGAUGCACCAGCACACAUGUUUAGAGGGCGACCUUACAUUCAUGAAAUACCUUUAGAACGAAUGGUUGGGCAUGGAGUAAUAAUUGAUGUAACAGAAAAGGUUGCUGUUAAUGUCGGCUAUGGUGUAAUGGUGGAAGAUUUACUAAACUGGGAAGCCCAUUUUGGUAAAAUACCAGAAGGUGCAGUGGUUAUUAUGAAAUCAGGAUGGUAUAAAAAGUAUCCAGAUCCAGCAUUAGUAUUUGGGUCAGAACAUUGGAACAACACAGAAACUCACAAGUUCCCUAGUUGGACAAUUGAUGCUGUAGAAUGGUUGUUAAGCAAAAGACAUGUGAUAGCUCUCGGUGUUGAUACGCCUUCCGUUGACCUUCGAGGUCUCAGAGCAUUACCAGUUCAUGACCGUCUUUUUCGUGAUUCGAUAAUUGCAUUAGAAGGAGUUGCAAACUUAGGUGCGAUUCCUCCCUGUGGAUCAAUGAUUUUCAUCCCUCCUUUGAAGUUGUACAAAGGAAGUGGAUCACCGGCUAGAAUAUUUGCAACGGUCCCAAAAGUUAUGCACAAUGACGGCCAUAAUGAAGUUGAAAUCGCUUUAAAGGAUGCUAAUCAUAGAUUUCGUAGUGCUAGGAUGAACGGAAAGAUUCCUUAA